GCCCUCUCUAUGUCAAUGAAUGAACUGAGUUUGACGUUUCGCGCCAUAUCAGAUCCUGCAAUUUAUCGUAUUAUUCGUUUAGUUACGCACAGUCUGAUAGAUUUAAAUUAGUGAAGAAAUAAAAUAACCGCUGUUAAAUUGAACCGGUUGCGAUGGCUGCUUUGGAUACGUUUCCGGAACUUCCGCGCCCAGGAGAAAUAUCGUUUUGCGAGCGUGAUGGACGCAUCUGUUCUUUACCGGCUAAUGAAGUGGAUGCUCCGAGUGCAUGCAAUCUGCCGUCUUAUCCGGAGAUAAACAUUGGCCGAGAACUGUUUCAUCAUGCAUCCACCAAUAUCCGAGAAGAUCGACGCACGCUAAUGGUUCCAGUGAACGAAACACUUUUCAAGCGCGUCACACGCACUUUUUUCGAGGAAGGACUGGUGGAAGCACUGAAUGAAGCCACCAGCAGUGGCAGCGAUCAGUACAAUCCGCUGAUUGGUUCUAUGGCGCGCUAUUUGUUGGUGCUGGUUAAAUUUGGCAAUCGGAUCAAAUUCUUUCUCAAACCACACCUUGAAGAGCAAGGCGUAGACUCGAUAGGAAAGUACACCCAAACCAGGGAUUGGUCAAAGAGUGCUAUACGCUGUAUUACAUGGCAUCCAAAUUGCUUUAAAAUAGCAAUUGCAGCCUCAGACGACAGUAUCCGCGUAUACGGUGACGAACCAAGUAUUGUGCCGAUUUUAAAAAGUGGUCUGCAGAAAUCUAUUAGCUCCCUAGCCUGGAGACCAUUCGCCUCUGGCGAACUGGCUGUUGGCUGCCAGAGCGGGGCCUUGGUGUGGAACAUCGAUCCGAACAGUUUAAUAACUAGACCACUUUCCCAGGCCGUUCAGCUGCGUUAUGAGAAUCAUUUUCCUGUUACCUCGGUAGAGUGGAGUCCAAACGGAUGCCUGUUGGCAACUGCUAGCAUAAACGAUACGGAUGUACUGGUUUGGGAUGUGGAACAGAACAGAAAAGUUCCCCUGCGACGUGUUGGUUUACCGUGUGCAUUGCUGAAAUGGUCACCAACGGGUUCUCGACUGUGCUCCACCACGGUUGGCAAUGUUUUUCGCGUUUGGCAAACCACCAAGUGGACACCAGAUCGCUGGACGAUCAAUCACGGUACAAUCCAGUCGGUUGUAUGGUCCCACACAGGGUCCCAUCUGCUGUUUGUCACCACCGAGGAAUGUUUCCUGUACUGUUUGGGAUUUGUUGAAGACGAAGUGUUCACGGCAACACUGAUCCCUAAGUCAGCGCUACCCAUUGCUGACCUCUCGAAGUUCACUACCGGUCAGGUUGAGGUGGGAGGACGGCCGCAAGCACUGGCCUGGUGUUCUGGGAGUGAAUACCUUGCGGUUACCUUCAAAGACACUUCGGCGAUUGCCAUUUUCAACACGGUCAUUAAUCGAAGCCAGCUGAAUAUCACACCGUCGUGCUUCAUUACCGGGUUGGGCAUUGAAAGCCCAUCGUGCAUUUGCUUCCAGCAAAAUCUUGGCAGACGCCCGAGCAGAAAAAUUAAAACUGUUUUAACCAUCGGAUGGUCCAGCGGUAGAAUACAAUACUUCCCAUUUGUUUGAUCAAUGGCUUUCUUUUCUGUUGAUGAACUAUUCUGCCUAUUUCUAUUUGGUAAAUGUUUCUUCUAAAUAAAAUUUGACUGUUAUCACGAAUAUGCAUUUAAAGAUGAUUCCAUUCUUCGAGAAUGGGGAACCGCUCAAUGAAAAAGCACUUUAACCCGAUUUGAUUAAACCAAUAAAUACAAUAAACCUCGACGGAUUGUGGCUUAGCAUUCACCGUAAAUGUAACCUAAAGCUUCAGCGGCUUUUACCUUCACCGUAGCAUCUUCAUCUUUAAGCAGAAGCGAUAUCUUAUGACCGACAGGGUCCAUGUGUUGAACGGAGCGGUUCUGCGUGUACAAUAGCCCUGAAAAAGGGUAUUUAGUUGUUGGCACUAGAAAAAAGGAGAAGACUGCUUACCUAUUAAAACAGCUGCGUUCCCUCGAAUCUCCGACCACUGGCUGCGCAGCGAUGGAAGGCAAGCAUCAAUAAAGUCACCAAUCGAAUCUGGUAGUUCUUCUCCCUGAUUAAAAAAUUAGAGGUAAUUGUUAAGAAUUCAGUCCAAUAUCUUACAAUACUCACAAUCAGCUUACUAAAGUCUUUUAUAAAGUUAUUAUACUGCAACUGUCCGUGCUCUAGCAGGUGGUUUUGCGCCAAUUGAUUCAUCUUGGGCGUAGCUAACAGUGUGCACACAUUUUUCAGUGUGAUUUUACACGCCUGUAAACAGGAAACGUUUAAGUUAACAAAUCUUUUACCCCGGUUAACCCUCAUACCCUCGCAAUCAGAUUAUUUUCCUCGCACAAGUGCAGCAGCAGCGAGCACAAGUUCGCCUUCAUCUGCUCUAGCAGCGAUUCGGAGGUUGCCGAACCGUUCUCCAAUCCAUUCGAUUCGCUUCUCGGAACCUGCUCGACUGCCGUUUUAGGUGGAACCUUCUGAUGGCAGAGAUCUCCA
Molecule: messenger RNA, 2516 nt
Organism: Wyeomyia smithii (pitcher-plant mosquito)
Lineage: Eukaryota; Metazoa; Arthropoda; Insecta; Diptera; Culicidae
Product: aladin
Exons: 3
Coding region: 153-1589 (478 amino acids)
Biological process (GO): nucleocytoplasmic transport
Cellular component (GO): nuclear pore
Molecular function (GO): protein binding
Source: RefSeq, a predicted model, not a curated record